Hippopotamus amphibius kiboko is the source of this 993-nucleotide messenger RNA. RefSeq names its product olfactory receptor 1K1. Gene Ontology annotation, biological process: G protein-coupled receptor signaling pathway. Gene Ontology annotation, cellular component: membrane. The record is from RefSeq and is a predicted model, not a curated record. Gene Ontology annotation, molecular function: G protein-coupled receptor activity; olfactory receptor activity. The transcript has 2 exons. NCBI's taxonomy places the organism in Eukaryota, Metazoa, Chordata, Mammalia, Artiodactyla, Hippopotamidae.
AUGGCUGCCAUGAGGCCAGGGGUAGCAAGAAGCAGCCCAGUCGUGGAUGCUGCCAACCAGUCUUCAGAAGGAACCCUGCUCAUCCUACUAGGACUAACAACAAAUCCUGGACAGCAGCGGCCUCUCUCUGGUCUAUUUUUGAUCCUGUAUGUGGCAGGCAUCCAGGGUAACAGACUCAUUGUGGCCGCCAUCCGAGCCAGUCCAGCCCUUCAUGCACCCAUGUACUUCCUGCUGGCCCACCUGUCCUUGGCUGACCUCCGCUUUACCUCUGUCACUGUACCCAAGAUGUUGGCCAACCUGAUGGCCCACGACCACACCAUCUCCCUGGUUGGCUGCCUGACCCAAAUGUACUUCUUCUUUGCCCUGGGUGUAACUGGCAGCUGCCUCCUGGCUGCCACGGCCUACGACCGCUACGUGGCCAUCCAGCGCCCCCUCCACUAUGCCACGAGGGUGUCCCGGGCCAUGUGCACAACCCUGGUGGGGACCGCGUGGCUCGUGUCCCAUGUCCACUCUCUCCUGCACACCCUACUUAUGGCCCGCCUGUCCUUCUGUGCCUCCCACCAAGUGCCCCACUUCUUCUGCGACCAGCAGCCUCUCCUAAGGCUCUCGUGCUGCGACACCCGCCACAUCCAGCUGCUCAUCUUCACCGAGGGCGCCGCAGUGGUGGUCACUCCCUUCCUGCUCAUUCUCACCUCCUACGAGGCCAUCACAGCUGCAGUGCUCCAGCUGCCCUCGGCCGCGGGGAGGCUCCGGGCUGCGUCCGCCCGUGGCUCCCACCUGGCGGUGGUGGGCCUCUUCUACGGGACAGUCAUCGCAGUCUACUUCCGGCCCACGUCCCGGUAGGAGGCCAAGAAGGGCUGCGUGGCCACCGUCGUGUGCACUGUCGUCACGCCCAUGCUGAACCCUGUCAUCUACAGCCUCCGGAAUCGCGAUGUGCAGGGGGCACUCAGAGCCCUUUUCACUCGACAGAGGACCUCAGCUGUUGACUCCUGA